Molecule: messenger RNA, 1566 nt
Organism: Priceomyces carsonii
Lineage: Eukaryota; Fungi; Ascomycota; Pichiomycetes; Serinales; Debaryomycetaceae
Exons: 1
Coding region: 1-1566 (521 amino acids)
Biological process (GO): maintenance of rDNA; regulation of exit from mitosis
Source: RefSeq, a predicted model, not a curated record
AUGCCCAAGCGACUUAUCCGAAAGCAGCCUUUAUCUGCUAAGUUAAAGUCUUACCCCUUUGAUCUUUACUUAUAUUUAAAUGAAUUAAGACUUUCAAUAGAUUGGAAUGAUUAUGCAAAGAAUGUUGCCCUUCCCCUAGGUGCAACCCUUAGUUUGUUAUUUUUGUCACUAUCAAAAGCAUUGAGCCACUAUGAGUCAGUCAAUGCCAAGCUGCUGAAUUCUCUUUUCCAAACGAACUACCACAGUUAUGAAGAAUUGAAAUGGCGAUUGUCUGACAUGAGUGAUCAAAGCAAAGUCAACCAGAAUGACAAGCUCAGGGCAAAAUACAAAGAUACUUCUAGGUCGACUGUUUGGUUUAUAAAUAUAACGGCAUAUUCAUUACUAAUCUCCGCCUUUUUAAACGCAUUCUUGUGUGCUAAUGCCUAUAGAAACUACUAUUUACUCUACUGUUCGGAAGAACCACGUAGUAGUUCUGUAAUGAAGGUGACAUUAAGCAAUAAUGGGGUCUUAGACAAACUUUUACAGUUUCUUGGUUUUCAGGAUCAGACAACAGACGACAACGAAAGUGAAAUGCAAGACCAGUCUGACUUAAAUUUAUUCGAAAAAGAGAUUUAUCAGCUUAAGAUGUGGGUACCAUCCAAAUUUCAACUAUAUUUGGCAAUAAGUUUUAAUCCUUUAAAUCUUUUGUUCGUAAAAUUAACAUCUAAAGAAUUAUCAAUCAUAAAGUCCUCGAUUUUGGUAACCUUAAUAUCAUUCACUUUUCAUCUUCUAAUUACAAAAUUCUUGUUACUUAUCGAAGACAAACAAAUUCUUUAUCAAGAGAUGUUUAGUGAAUUUAAUAACAAGUUUGUCAAGCCAAAGACGAACAUUUUGAAAAAGGAUGUCUUGAUUGAUUCAACUCGUGGACCCUUAGGCUCUACUGUGUUGACAGAUGUUAAUCCAUUUCUUUUCAAUAAACUGAAAGUCUUUAUCACACACGAUAUUGAUGGAAAAGAAGUCAAAAACUACAAUCAUGAAGGAGAUUUAACAAAUCAUGUAGAGGACAGAGACCAAGGGAACACAUUUUCACGAGGUCAAACAUAUAACCAACUUCAAUUUAAUAACAGUAUCAACAAUGAUCGCCAUCUCAGUUUUGAUCACGAUCCUUCACAUACACAACGUGGCAACCACGAAAGACGAUUAGAUUUCUUAAAAAGCCUUGAAGAAAACGAUGAAGAAAUAGAUGAUUUUGACUAUUUAUACUCUUCGUCUACUCCAUUCAAACCAGCUUCAAAACUGAAAAUUUCACAUUCAAGUAGGAAUAAUGAAAAUCUAGCAUCAACAAGGGCAAAAUCUGAUCUCAGCUUCAAAUCACCCUUAUAUAAUAGGACACCAAGCCCAAUAAAGCUUAAUAAGUUAGCUAAUCUAAGGGCCGCUGAUAAUCGUUUUGCGAGUCCGGAUAGAAUUUCUAGUACUUACAGGCACCUUGAACGGUCUCCGGAGUCCCAAAGGAAUCUAAGCUUUAGAAGUGCGGGAGUGAGAUCUCCAACUAGAACUCCUAGUCCGUCCAAACCGCGAUGGAGAUAA